AUGAGUAACUUGGUGAAUGUGGUGGCUGGAUCAGCCAAACGUCAAGAUAUGCUUCAUUCCAAGCAAGCUGAUGCAAUCUUUGAGGCACUGUGUAGUGGUGAUAUUGUAAGUGGGCGAGGCCUUAAUCAAGAAAGUACUCUUAAAAUAGAAGGUGAUACACGUUGGGGUUCGCAUCACAGUACAAUAGUAAGCUUAAUUAACACAUUCUCAUCUGUUGUAACACUUUUGGAAGACUUAAAUGUAGAUUCUGAUAAGAAGUUUGAAGCCAAGGUUCUCCUAGAUGCUAUGCAGAAUUUCAAUUUUAUUUUCAGCUUACACUUGAUGAAAACUAUUCUGGGAAUUACCAACGAUUUGUCAAAAGCAUUGCAGAGAAAAGAUCAAGACAUUGUCAAUGCCAUGAAAUUAAUUACAGUAUGCAAGGAACGACUUCAGCUAAUGAGAGAUGAGGACUGGGAUUCGAUGUUGUCAGAAGUAUCCUCUUUUUUCAUAAAUAUGCAACUGCUGGAACUAAACAAUCGUUUCAAAGAGACAAACACUGAAUUACUUCUUUCUGUCGCAUUCUUAAGUCCAAUUGACUCAUUCUCUGCAUUUGACAAAGACAAACUGAUUCGUUUUUCUCGGUUUUACCCAAGAGAUUUUUCUCCUACUCAGCUUGUGUUACUUGAAGACCAACUACUAAAUUAUAUUGCUGAUGUACGGUCUAGCAAUGAGUUUUUAGAUUUGAAAGGAAUUGUUGAUCUUGCAGUCAAAAUGGUGGAGACAAAAAAGGAUAUAAUGUACCCUUUGGUUUACUUGCUUCUCACACUAGAAUUACUCCUACCAGUUGCUACUACCACCGUAGAAAGGGUAUUUUCUGCCAUAAAAAUUGUGAAAAAUCGUUUGCGUAAUAGAAUGGGAGACGAAUGGAUGAAUGAUAUUUUGAUAUGCUACAUUGAGAGGUUCAUAUUCGACCUGAUCGGAGAUGCUACUAUCAUGAACAUGUUUCAGAAAAUGAGGACUCGUCGUGGGCAGACAUACCAACUGCAUAUUUGUUCCGAGUUUUAUGUAGUGACCUAA
Papaver somniferum (opium poppy) is the source of this 1056-nucleotide messenger RNA. RefSeq lists its product as uncharacterized. The transcript has 2 exons. Bases 1 to 1056 code for a protein of 351 amino acids. The record is from RefSeq and is a predicted model, not a curated record. Lineage: Eukaryota; Viridiplantae; Streptophyta; Magnoliopsida; Ranunculales; Papaveraceae.